Molecule: messenger RNA, 618 nt
Organism: Pseudogymnoascus destructans
Lineage: Eukaryota; Fungi; Ascomycota; Leotiomycetes; Thelebolales; Thelebolaceae
Exons: 1
Coding region: 1-618 (205 amino acids)
Biological process (GO): chromatin remodeling
Cellular component (GO): Ino80 complex
Source: RefSeq, a predicted model, not a curated record
AUGCCGCCCCCAAUCAACCCCGCGGCCGAAGAAAUCGCCGCCGCCCAAGCAGCUCACCAAGCCCUCAUCGAGAAGCUCGACAUCAACCACGUCCCCCGAUCCUUCCGCAACCCCUCCUGGAAACCUAACCAGCGCCGCAACAAGAACAUGAAGACCAUCCUCGGCGACUCCUCUCGCAAAGAAGCCUCCUCCCUCAUGCCCACCCAAGACAACAGCGGCGCCGCGACCCCCGGCGGCGACGAGUCCGGCGGCACAUCCACCGCGGGAGACUCGACGCCCGCCUCGAGCGCGCCCGACAGACGGCAGCCCCCGAACCUGGCGCAGGCGAGCAGGAACCUGAGUAAGCUGGUGCUGGAGCGGAAUAUGAACGCGAAGGCUACGACGGUUGGGGGAGGAGGGGCUGGGCCGGGAGCAACGUAUAUGAAUAUUGAGUCGGCGCCGACGCUGGCGCACCCGAAGCACUACUGCGAUAUUACGGGGUUGGUGGCGCCGUAUACGGAUCCGAAGACUAGGCUGAGGUAUCAUAAUAAGGAGGUGUUUGCUGUGCUGAGGACGCUGGGGCAGGGAGUUGCAGAGCAGUACCUUGAGGCUAGGGGGGCGCACACGAUUCUCAAGUGA